UUGUUAAUUUUAUGUAUAAUGUUUAUGUAGAAAGUGUACGUUUUAAAAUGUAGAAGAUUUCAAUUAUGCACAGUUUAUACAAAAUUUAAUCGAUACAAAUUUGCAAUGAAGUGGCUGUUGAUUCGUAUGACGUGAACUUUGAUCAGAUGAUAGAAGCCUCAACUUUGAUCUUCGCAAUCCCUUCUUGAUUCACUCGAAUUUAGAUCUAGACGUAGUGAUCGUCAUUUUAGAAGAUGGUUCAAGAAGCGAUAGAGACUUACUAUGAGAUGAAUACCGUCAGAGGAUGUACAAAACUUGGAGAACCGAAUUUCAGCUACUCCGCGAAUCUCAAUGAUGGAAAUUGUAAAGAAGUGUCCAUCAAUUUAAUGUUUGGAGGUGUUUACCAAAUAUGUACUCCUUUUGAAGAGAAUCCGCCGUGUGAUGUCUACUCUUCGCUAGUCAAUCCUAAAACUGGAAGCUUAUCUUGUCCAGAGUCUUACAAGCCAGUUAAAGUGCACACUUACUAUUUUGAAUUUAAAGGAGAUGAAGAAUUAAUCGACAGUUAUUGGUGUGCUCCUGUAGGACCAGUCCAGCAUAAUUCGGGCUACUUAUUCGGAGGGCUCUAUGGCGACAGUGUUAUAAACGUCAUAACAGGGGCAACGGCUACAGACUCAUCAUCGGGUCAAAAACCUGGGUAUUUGUGGACACGGUUUUUGAAAACGAAUUGCCCAGCUGGAUUUUAUCCUCAAUCUAUUUUCUUCGAUAUGUUCAUUUGUAUAAGUGAUGACUUUGAACAACAUUCUGGAUCAUCUAUUCCCUUUGGUGGAUUUUUCACGUGUAACAUUGGUAAUCCAUUAGCGAUGGACGCUUACCAGACCAACAAUCUUCAGGCUUCCAAUGGUAACUCCUUAAAGUCAUUCCUUGUUCGAAGCGGCGAAGAAGGUUAUCCGAAAAAGUGUCCAGACGGAUUUAGUCAGCACCUAGUGGCUAUCAAAGAGGGGUGUGCUAUUCACUAUUGUGUACGAACUGGUUCCUUGAACUCACCCAAUAUAACCACUGUCAAAAGACCACCGUUUAUGCGAGUUCCAAAGACUUUUAAUAUGCAAAAUAUAACUUUCUAUAAAAGAAAGAUCGUAGAAAAUGAAAAGUCAAUGGAACAUCUAACUAAAGCUGAAAAUCGAUCCAUGCAGUACUCAGAGCUUCCAUCAUCCGCUAUAGCAGGAAUAGUUCUUGGAGUACUCCUUGGCUGUGCAUGCAUAGCCGUUUUCAUUUUUGUUGUCAAAAAACGACUGUCUCGGAGAACAACUCUGUAUAGAAGAAUUUCAGAGGAGAGUCCUGUCCUUCAUGGAGCAGAUGUGUCAACAUAAAGUUCUGUUCAUAAUGAAAGUGUCAUCAUAAAGAGAAUUCUGUACAGUAUGGAUCAGAUAGUCGUCAUAUAGAGAAUUCUGUACAGCAUUAAUAAAAUAUAUCAUUAGGAAGAGAGUGAUCUACUGAAUGGGUAAAUUCUUACCCAAAAGCUGGUAGAUAUCUACCGCAUUAAUCAAAAUAAAUGUAAUAAAGUUGCAAUUUCUGUGUGUAGAUAUUCUUGUAUGCCUAUACACAAAAUAUAAUAAGUAUACAAUAAUUAGCAAAUAUCCAAUACGUUGCAUAUGAAUGUUUAUGUGCUUGGUAACUAGAAUAAAAUGUUUUAAUAAA
Biomphalaria glabrata is the source of this 1674-nucleotide messenger RNA. Its product is annotated as macrophage-expressed gene 1 protein-like. The transcript is spliced from 10 exons. NCBI's taxonomy places the organism in Eukaryota, Metazoa, Mollusca, Gastropoda, Planorbidae. Bases 234 to 1346 code for a protein of 370 amino acids. The record is from RefSeq and is a predicted model, not a curated record.